AUGCCUAUGUGGCAAAGCGAGCUUUUGGUAAACCAGGAGUUCCAAAUCUGGCUGCCUGGAGAUGCGGGCUUGACGAUUUUGCAGGUCACACAGCAAGCUGGCCAGGAGAUCAUCAGGUGGGAGCCUCAGGGUGUAAAUAGAACCAUGAAGGAGUUUCCUCGCAAAUUCUUGAGCCUUCGGGACAAGAAUCCCUCACAUAACAGAAGCAAGUCGGCGCCGCCUUCGAAGAGCCGACCCAAAUCGACCGAGGCCUUCUUUGCUCUAUUCAGCCGCGAUACCAAGUCAAGGGAUGCAGCCGGCAAGGCUGAAGAAGACACCAAGGUUGAGGAAGUACUUCGCCGCCUCGACGAGCUCAGCAUUACCAAUGUCAGCAGUGAACAUAUUAAAGGCAUGCUCGGUACCGGAUUCGGCGACGGCGACGCCAAAGAUAUCGCCGAAUACAUAAGUAUCGAACAGAAAUCCGCUGCCGGCACAAUCGUCCCCUACAAUCGGAAUGUGCAAAUGCUCGGCGCGGAAAACCGAGGCGGUGUUACUUGCUACCUCGACGCUCUCCUUUUUUCCAUGUUCUGCAAGCUUGAUGCGUUCGAUUGCAUGCUCAAAACUGACUUUCCACCUGAUGAUCCAAAGGCGAAGCUUGUCAACCUCCUCCGAGUAUGGGUGAAUAUGCUUCGGUCUGGCAAGCUCAUCAAGAUCGAUCUGACACGCUUAAUUCAAGAAGCUAUGGGCGACAGCGGGUGGCCGGACGCCCGCUUAUUGGAACAACAGGACACAUCUGAAGCCUUCGCUUUUCUGACCGAGACUCUGCAACUUCCACUACUAUCCCUACAAGUCGAUCUUUUUCAUCAAGGGAAAAAGGACACAGAUGACCACAAGGUCGUCUACGAACGGCUACUGAACCUAGCUGUCCCGCCAAAUCAGAAUGGCAAGAGCAUCAGGCUCGAAGAUUGCCUUGAAGAAUACUUCAACGCCCAGGUCGAUGUACUCCGGGAUAGCGAAGAGGCCAAAAAGUCAAUGUCUGAGGACAGGGGCCCUGAUACCCCUACUCUUCUCCGCCAAAACACGCUGCGACUGGUUCGACCCGAGGAGAAAGGUGACUCCGCAAGUCUCAGUGCCUCUCCUGUGGAUCUGUCGCCGCUGCACCCAUUCCCCAGCUCAUCAUCAGUGGCAAGCGGCCUUACCCCUCUUGAGCGGCCGGCUACGUCGACGGGAGUGUCUCUUGAUGAGGUACCUAGACUUGAUGCAUCCGCAAUUCCAAAGCGGCUUUCCUUGAGAAAUAGAUCUACAAGCAUCAUCCAGAGGAUCGUUCUCGAUGAGGACGGAAAGCCAACAAGCACCGAUGCCGACUACGCUCGUAAGCUCAGGCGAAAAGGCUCUAUGGUGGUCAAAGCCGUGACUAUACCUGCUUGGCAAUUCUUUCGACUUAUUCCUUGGCACGCUGUUCGAGCAAAUGAGCCUCGCAGUAACUCUGAAGUCGCACUCAAUUUUGAACAGCGCCCUGUCGUUGGCAUCUGUCUGAAGCGCUAUGCCAUGACGGAGACUGGGCAGCCACAACGACACAACACUUAUAUCGACAUUCCUGACAGCCUUCGUUUGCCGCACUUCAUGCUCGCCGACGGCCCCGACACAAACUCCGAUGAAUCCCCAUUAACCUCAGACUUCAAACUUGUGCUGCAAUCUGUCAUUUGUCAUCGUGGUGACGCCCUCCAGAGUGGACACUACAUUGCCUUUGCAAGAGCCGCACCUAAACUUCUCACUUCCAACAGACGUCAUAGCUUCGAUCCGCCCCCGGAUUAUGAAGAAGCCCAAUGGGUCAAAUUCGAUGAUCUCGAGGAACCCCGCGUAAGCUUGGUCGACAACAUCAAGAAGUCUCUCACCGAAGAGAUGCCUUAUCUGCUCUUCUAUCAGGUUGUCCCUAUGUUGGAAGUAGCCUGCCCCUCGACAGACGGCACCGCCACCGGCCCGCCAUCCUACCAGGAAUCCAAGAUCAGUCUAGAGAUGCAAAGCUCUCGAGUAACCGAUGCUGGCCUCUCUCUCCCGAGCAAGCCACCCAGCAUCCGCCUGUCAAUGGAUGACGAACGACCGGCGGCCGUGGCCGUCGAUCGGUCCGCGCGACCCUCAGUCUCUAACUCGGUACCUACCGAGUCUCGGCGCGACAGCGCAAACUUUACCCUAUCUUCUGUCGUCACACCAAGCAUGACGCCAACCCGCACACCAGAGGCGAAUUCUCCCGUCAUCUCUCCCAGCGACAACAGGACGCCCCGUCUUUCGCGCGCCGCAUCACGCUUCAACCUCGGCCGUCAGAGUCGGCCCGGUAGCCAGUCUGGCGAGGGACGCAUUAGUUUGACGAUAUCUCGCCUUGGCGGUCUCAUGAAGCAGAAUAGGGACGCCUUGUCGAGUAUGGAAAUCGGCGGCGAGGAGAGAGGAACGACCCCGUUAGGAUCGCCCUCGCCGAGAAACGCCAGCUUUGAAGUCUUUCGCAACGCCACCGCCGUUGCCGACGGCCUCCCGCAGCCGCCUUCGACAGCCACCACGGCGGCUGCUACCUCGGUCACCGCGGUAGAAACUGAGUCGAAGCGCAGCAAGUCGCGGCGCAAGAGCAAGACGCGGGAAAAGACGCCCAAGCCUAGCAAGCAAAAGGAUAGCUCCCAGCCAGAUCGAGAGUGCGUCCUAAUGUAA
This is a messenger RNA of Cordyceps militaris CM01, 2676 nucleotides long. RefSeq names its product ubiquitin C-terminal hydrolase family protein. Gene Ontology annotation, cellular component: cytosol; nucleus. The coding region runs from base 1 to 2676 and encodes 891 amino acids. Gene Ontology annotation, molecular function: cysteine-type deubiquitinase activity; cysteine-type endopeptidase activity. The transcript has 7 exons. The record is from RefSeq and is a predicted model, not a curated record. Gene Ontology annotation, biological process: protein deubiquitination. Lineage: Eukaryota; Fungi; Ascomycota; Sordariomycetes; Hypocreales; Cordycipitaceae.